UCAGCACCAGCCAGCAUUCAGCAGCAGUAGCCGCGACGUGGCUGAAGGGGCUUCUCGGGAUGUCGUUGUCGCGCUGAGUCCGCGUUUCGGCGUGUCGUGCCGAUUGUCUCGGUUGCGUGCUCGGUUCGCGGUGGUGCGGGUGCUUCGCGUUCCGUCCCGUGGACGACGGCCAAGACCACGAGCCCGACCACGACGGAAGCAGGCCCGCCGACUCGUGGAGGCGAACUUCCGCAAGUUCCUCGCCGUGCAUCGGGCUCGAGUUCCGUUCCUCGUAUACGAGUUUCGCAGGUGCGCGAUUCCCGAUCCUCCACCUCCUGCUCCGUUGCCUCCUUUGCCGCCGGUCCCACUGCCUCCGCCGCCGCCGCCGCCGCCACCACCUCCGCCUCCUCCCGCUCGGCCGAGGAGGAUCCGAGUCUUCGGAGGUCUUGUCGUAAGUUCGCGCGUGAUCAGUCGGGGCAAGUUGCAGCACGAGUUUUUGUUUCGUCUGUUCUUGUCCCUUGGAACGAUCGUCGCUCGUCGCUUCAUCGACGCCAGGGAAGUUCGGGAUCGGUUCGCUGGUUCGGGUAUGUUCUCGUGUUACACGUCGCACUACCUGCACGAGGAAGAUUGGAGGACUUGAAGCUGACGACUGCGAGGCUUCACGGGCCACGUGAUUCCGAAGUUUCCCGGGACGGACGUUCCACACCGGAUUGCGGAACGUCUCGAUCGUCGCGUUUGUACGUGCCGCGCUGAGAUCCGUGUAUUGACGUUAAUUGCGAUCUCCUCGCCGUGCUCUCGCGACUCUUCGCCUUUGCUGGUUUUCGGCGAUCGACGUCGUCGGGAGAGCUCAUACGAGCACCGUCUCUUAUCCUCUCUUUUCUCCUUUUCCCUUAAAUACUAUCGAACCUUUAUGCGCGGAAGUCGCAGGCGACGCGAUAAAGCAGGGAUCGUUUUUUAACGGGAUUUGUCAGCUUAUUUUACCGUCAUCUUAUCGUCCGAAUAUCAUGUCGUGCGCAAACAACAUUUACAGCCGGAAAAUGGAGGGAUUUUGAUAGUUACUAAAGCGAUCUCAAGUCACGGAUCUGUAUCGCUCGCGAAAUAGCCCGCUCAAUCGCCGGUAAUUUCAACGACUUAUUGACUUCCCAUACCUCGUUUGCUUCGACUUCAUGCGGACGUCGUUUUCGCGAUACCAACGAGUUUCUACCCGUUUCUAUUCGCUUCUACCCGCGAAGCUGCGGGGAAAACUCGAAGCUGUCGUGUUUUCGUGCGGUAACGAGAUCUGAUGCGCGCAAUUCUUACGCGAUAAGAGCAACUCGUUCAUUUUCUCUCUCUCUCUCUCUUUCUCUCCUGCUCGGCAUUGAUUAACGAGCCUCCGCCGUUCGACUCGAGCAUGAAUUCGUACGAAAUCCGGCGACGCGCAGAUAUCGUUCGGUAGAUUUAUGACGUGCAUUGACGAUCGUUUGCUCGACGCGCGACCGCCUGUCCCGGAAGUAUAAUAUUUCCGAAUCGAUCUCGUACGUCGCCGAUCACAGAAACCGCGAAUAAUCGCGUUGUCGCCGGCGUGUACUGCACGCAUGAUUACGCCGAUAAAUCCUCGUCGCUCGGUAUGAACAGCGGAAACCGAGAGAGAGAUUCCUCCAUUCGGGUGGGAAUAGACGGCCGGAGAAUCUAAAUAUUUCCGACGUAUAUCAGCGGAUGUGCCAUUAGAUAUUAGCCGAACUCAGUGACAGUGACGGCUGAUGUGUCAUCAUUAAAGUGGCUGGCGGGACGGUCUCGCCGACUGUGCUCUCUGCGCGCGUCUUCUCCCGUGAACUAUUUCAAAUUCAACGUCAUCAAGUGUCUCUUCUUGGGAAAUUACGCCAUUGCAGCACCUUCCACUGCACGACUCGUCGUUACGAUAAAUCCCGGUUGACGGUAGCAGCUCGCGGAGUGUUCGUAAACUCGCGGGCUCCUCCGCGACAGUUCUCUCGCGCGCUUGUUUGAAAAUCGAACGGAUGCGUCUCAAGUCUUCUCUGCCAAGUGAUAGAGAGACAACGCAGUCGCACGAUCGAAACGCGCGUUGGCGUUAAUCUCUCUCGUCCGCGUCGCGUUCGUACCCACAAUUGAAAAAUACCAGGAGGUGAGACGGCGCGCGAGCUCCCCGGCGACGAUUUGAUCGCGGCACGCCGGUGAUUUACCCCCGCGCGACUUUGUAAUUCGACGGACGGGCCGUCGCGCGAAAGUGCAGUGAGAUAAAUGUUUCAUGGACGUCGCACUGGUAGCGCCAACCCACCGUCGACUCAUCGAUAGUUGCGGCGCGGCCGAAGGUGGUUCGAAGAUCGUCGACGAUAUGUCCCCGGAAAUCCACGGGCUCUCGUGAAAAAAUCACUUGUGGAACUUGAAGUGCACGUCGAGGGAAAAAUGGCGGACCGACAGAGAAGAAGUCGAUACUUGACCAUCAGUAUACUACAUAUUAUCACAAUAAUGUGCCAAGGUGAGUGCAUAACACGACGGGAGACAACCCGGAGAUAUUCGCGUCGCGUUCGCUACGCUUUUCGAUGUUACAUAAACAAGAGAGGUGCGCUCUCGGACCCGCCGAUAUUCGCUGAGCCGAUACCGAACGUCACGGUGGCGCUAGGAAGGGACGUGAGUCUGCCCUGUGUCAUCGAGAACCUCGGCACCUACAAGGUGGCGUGGAUCCAUGUGGGUCGUCAAAUGUUGCUCACCGUUCACAAACACGUAGUUGUGAAAAUACCCAGGUUUUCCGUAUCGCACGACAAUCAGAAGACUUGGUUGCUUCACAUCAGUAGCGUGCAACAGGACGACCGGGGUUAUUAUAUGUGCCAAGUAAACACUAACCCCAUGAUAAGUCAAGUGGGCUUUCUUCAAGUCGUUGUGCCACCGAACAUAUUAGACUCUCUUUCCACUGAGAGUACUGUAGCGGUUCGAGAGCACCAGAAUAUCACUCUUACAUGUAAAGCCGAUGGAUAUCCACCCCCAAAACUCAUGUGGAAACGAGAGGACGGCCAAGGGAUAAAUAUCAACAGACAUCAUAAAGUGGCCAUGUAUGAUGGCGAGCAAUUAAACUUGACGAGGAUCACGCGCAACGAAAUGGGCGCUUAUCUCUGCAUCGCGACCAAUGGUGUGCCGCCUACGGUCAGCAAGAGGAUCACCGUGGACGUCGAAUUUUCCCCAAUGAUCUUCGUGCCUAAUCAGCUGGUCGGCGCGCCUAUCGGGACCGAUGCGACCAUCGACUGUCACACGGAAGCCUACCCCCGCGCCAUGAGCUACUGGUUUUUGGGCGAGGAGAUGAUACUCUCCAACGAGAAAUACACCACGAGUAUCAUGGAGAACAGUUACCGGGCGCACAUGAGGCUCAUCGUCAGGAAUCUGACGACGAGUGACUUCGGUAGCUACCGGUGCAUUAGCAAAAACUCGCUGGGCGAGACUGAGGGAUCCAUCAGAUUAUACCCCAUCCCGAAGCCAUCGGCAGCACCGAAGGCGACGGAGAUCAAGAGCAGCGCCAACAAAGAAGGACGACCGAGCACGCCACCGCCAGCAAAAAGGCUGACCACCGUGUGGCCCUCCUCGUACAACCCCUACUAUCCGAAAAGGACAGAGAGACCACCUCCGCCGAGUGAGGAGAAGGUCGAGAGGCCAGAGCAGAAGCUACGUGGUGGCCAAAGUACAGGAAGCGCAUAUAUCAUCAGAUGGAGUGCGCCGCAGUUGAUGGUCGUGGCGGUGCAGUACAUCCUCACGGGGCCCUAUAUGCCUCCCUACGUGCCCCAGACGGCGAAUUAAGACGUCCGCCGUGGAAAAGAAGUACCGUCGCGUACCGCGUUCAUCCAAGAAGGUCGCCGUCGUUGUCGUCGACGACGACGGCGGCGGCAGCAACGAGGACAACGGCAAUGACGAGGGCCUAAGAGUCCUGGGGGUGUUCCUACGAUACACAUACACACAGGUCGCAUAAUUCCCGCGGGGCACGCGCUUUUUGUGGAACCGCGUCUCGUAGCAUGGAACUGACCGAAUGACUGAUGGAUAAACGGACGAACGGACGGACAGGAAAUGCGCUUGCGAGCGGGUAACUGGUUUACGAUCGACACGAUCUGCAUCCGUUCUCGGGAUAGUUUUCGAUUUUGUUCGACGCCGACGCUCGCCGACUCCUAUUAUCACAAUAAUUGCAAAACAUACAAUUUCGUCUGCCACGGUCAUGACUUUUGUUCCAGUUUAUUAAUCAACUUUAAUCACCAAUGUUUGGUUAUUUUCGCUUUAUUAUCAUUACAAUACGCUCUAUUAGUAUUACACUACACUUUAUUAUUAUUAUUACCGUAGAUUUAAUUUCUAUUUUUUGUUAGUCGUUACACGUAAUCGUGUGACUUCUUUUCUGUCUGCGUAUCUUUCUCCUCCUUCUAUAUUAUAUAAUUAAUUCUCAUUUUUUCACCUUAUAUUGUCAAAAAGGUUACCCAUUUGCAAAUAAUGAAAUAAAAAUCAGCGUUUCAUUUUCGAGACAGUUUCCGGAAUUUCUGUCUCGUUUCUGGGACAAUUUUCGAUUUUGUUUUCGCGCGCUCGCCGACUCUUAUUACCACAAUAAUUGCAAAAUAUGCAAUUUUGCCUGCCAUGCCUUGCUGUUGUGACUUUUGUUCCAGUUUAAUAAUGAACUUUAAUCAUCAACGUUCUGUUAUAUUCGCCCUAUUAUCAUUAUACUACACUUUAUUGCCAUUAUACCAUGCUUUAUUACCAUUAUAUUACACUUUAUUGUUGUAGAUUUAAUUGCUAUUAUUUGUUAUUCGCUGCACGUAAAUCGUGUCACCUGCGUAUCUAUAUCUUUACUUAUUUUUCGCCUUUUUACGUUAUUAUAUUAUAUUAACAGCGUUACUCAUUUACAAAUAAAAAAUAAAAAAAAUA
Messenger RNA from Odontomachus brunneus, 4863 nucleotides. RefSeq names its product lachesin-like. The transcript is spliced from 11 exons. NCBI's taxonomy places the organism in Eukaryota, Metazoa, Arthropoda, Insecta, Hymenoptera, Formicidae. Gene Ontology annotation, cellular component: neuron projection. The record is from RefSeq and is a predicted model, not a curated record. The coding region runs from base 2380 to 3759 and encodes 459 amino acids.